Messenger RNA from Pseudogymnoascus verrucosus, 1023 nucleotides. It is a transcript of the gene TMA22, whose product is annotated as Translation machinery-associated protein 22. The coding region runs from base 236 to 832 and encodes 198 amino acids. Gene Ontology annotation, molecular function: mRNA binding; translation initiation factor activity. The transcript is spliced from 4 exons. Gene Ontology annotation, biological process: formation of translation preinitiation complex; translation reinitiation. NCBI's taxonomy places the organism in Eukaryota, Fungi, Ascomycota, Leotiomycetes, Thelebolales, Thelebolaceae. The record is from RefSeq and is a predicted model, not a curated record.
GGAGAGCGCUGUGGUGAUAAUAAACAAGAAAUAGCCUCGCCUCCACACACUCCUAGUGCGGCAGUUUACCGCCUUCCCGCCCCUCCGCCCCACCAAAAGCACCAGCACCCUUCUAACUGGCUUCCAAGCGCCACACGAGCACAACUACCCCUCCAUCCACAACCCCUCCAUAGCGAAAACAACAACAACCCACCAACCACCCAAACCACCACAAGAGCCAUCACAGCAACCCGCGAUGGCAGAUACGGAAACGGCACCGCUUGAGCCACAGGCUAGACAUAUUGUGUAUUGUGGCGUCUGCACGCUGCCACCUGAGUACUGCGAGUUCGGCGGGACGACGAAGAAAUGCAAGGAAUGGCUUGAGGAGAACCAUCCCGACAUGUCCGAAAAGAUUUACUCCGCUGACGCCCUCGAAGCCGCAACCUCCACCCUCUCCAUUGACGCCCUCAAGCGCGCGACCAAAGACUCCGCCAAAAAAGCCGCCAAAGCCGCCCAAGCAGAACAAAAGCACGCCUCCGCCCUCGCCGCCUCCCGCAUCAUCAUCAAGCGCGUCGAGCGCAACAAGCGCAAAUACGUGACUGCAGUAUCGGGUCUCGAAGCCUUCGGGCUGGAGUUGAAGAAGGUGAGCAAGGAUUUCGGGAAGAAGUUUGCGACGGGGAGUAGUGUUACCAAGACAGCGAGUGGGGGGGAGGAGAUUGUCGUCCAGGGUGAUGUGAGUACGGAGAUUGAGGACUUUUUGUUGGAGAAGUAUGGGGAUUUGGUGCCGGGGGAUAAUAUUGAGUUGGUGGAGGAUAAGAAGAAGAAGGGGGCGGGCGCGGCGCCCGGCCCGUAGGUGGGGGUGGUACUUGGGGGGGGGGGUAGAUAGAAGAGGGGGUGGAUGAAAUUUAUGGAUUGGGUAUAGGAUCUAAGCUUUCGGUUUUAGAGGGGGCUGCGAUGUGGUGAAAGAUGUGUACUAAACGGGCCUAGAUAUGUAUUGUAGGUCCCAAGAACCAUGACUUGUUGAUUUAUUCCGUCCGCCUUGUC